UCGUGUUCUUCGGCGUGCAUUUGUUUUGCUCGUAUGAUUCGCUCACUGUCGAUGGUGGUGUUUUACGCAAGAGUUUCACAUUUUGUAAAUCAUGUCUAACUUUCUGCAAAAAGCUUUGCUACAAUCUUGGCCACCACUGGUCAGUUUUAAGCGUUUUCGCGGAAAAAUCAACAUCCAAAGACCACGGCAGCCGCACUACGAAAGGGCUCGUGUUAUCGAACUGGUAAAGCCGGUUUACAAACAACCGGAUUUUAAUGCUCCCUGCCAGGAUGCCGGACAGUCCAAAAUCAACCAAAAAGUCGUAAAUCCCUACGAAAAGAUUAUUGCCCGCGAAGUGCGCAACUGGUUGGACCACAGUAAAAUGGUUGCCUUCAUUCAUUCGAACUCCAUCAGGCAGGAGGAUUUCUUCAAAGCUCAAGUCGCUCUACACCGACAUCAAAUAAGCGUAAAAAGCUACGGAAAGUCUAUCAUCCAACAAGCGGUCGAAGGAACCAAAUAUGAAGCUAUUCAGUCGUUAUUCAACGUCAAAACUGUCAUCAUUUUUUGUCCAGAUGAAUCCAAAAUCCGGCAGCUAUUGGCCGUGCUCAAGAAGACACCUCAGUUUGUGCUGAUGGCCGGGAUCAUCCAGGGCCAAUUCCUCAGCAAGGAGGAAUUUAUCGGUUUCGCUUCGUUGCCGGAUCUAACGACUGCACGGGCACAGUUGGCCGCAGUGCUGGAGAGCGCGGGGGCCAAGAUUGUUAGUGACCUGGAGUGUCACCAGAAUCAAUUGGUUAACGUGUUGGAGUCUUACGUACGGCAUGAGAAUGAAAAAUCUGGUGCCAGUUCCGGGGAGAGCGAUGAAACUGAAGGGAGUAAAGCGUGAUCCAAAGGUGAGUGUGGGAAAUAGUGUAAUAAAAUGGAUUUAAACUGAAA
Messenger RNA from Armigeres subalbatus, 912 nucleotides. It is a transcript of the gene mRpL10, whose product is annotated as large ribosomal subunit protein uL10m. Gene Ontology annotation, molecular function: structural constituent of ribosome. NCBI's taxonomy places the organism in Eukaryota, Metazoa, Arthropoda, Insecta, Diptera, Culicidae. The record is from RefSeq and is a predicted model, not a curated record. Gene Ontology annotation, biological process: translation. The coding region runs from base 92 to 862 and encodes 256 amino acids. The transcript has 2 exons. Gene Ontology annotation, cellular component: mitochondrial large ribosomal subunit.